This is a messenger RNA of Oryza sativa Japonica Group (Japanese rice), 2820 nucleotides long. RefSeq names its product pre-mRNA-processing factor 39-1. The record is from RefSeq and is a predicted model, not a curated record. Gene Ontology annotation, biological process: RNA processing; mRNA 5'-splice site recognition. Gene Ontology annotation, molecular function: pre-mRNA 5'-splice site binding; protein binding. Gene Ontology annotation, cellular component: U1 snRNP; commitment complex; U2-type prespliceosome. Lineage: Eukaryota; Viridiplantae; Streptophyta; Magnoliopsida; Poales; Poaceae.
UCCCACGCCGCUGAUACUGAUAGCCUCCCACCGAUCCAAUUCCAACCCUAACCCUCCGCCUCCGCCUCGCCUCGCCGGCGCCGAAGCCCUCGCCCGCUCGUCGGCGACCCCUCGGCACCUCAUCCUCCCCGACGCGCGCGCCUCCGCUCGCCGCCUUCGCCAACUGUUCCCCCCCGUAGGGGCGAGAGGGAUUCGUCGGCCACGGUCCGCAGCCGCAAUGGAGCAAGAUCAGGGCGUUGCUGCCGCGGCGGCGUCGGAGAAUCCAAGCGCCGGCCAGGGCGCUCACGAUUCCGGUAGCGCGGGGGCUGGCGCCGCAGCCUCUUCCAUUGCGUCUUUCGAUUCGGCCACUGCAAACCCUGACGCAAACGUUUACAGUCAGAAUCCGAGCUCCGUCCCGCAAGCCGAUGGCGCUCAGGGAGCGGAUGCCUCCGUGUACCCCGCCGACCACGCGCCGCUAAACGGGACAUCGGGCCAGGUGGUAGAUUACCAGUCUGCGGGGGCUGCAGAGAACGGCGCCGCCACAAACGAGAUGGGUGAGCCGGUUCCCGAGCAGUCCUAUGCGGAUGCUGUGCUUUCAGCAGAAGAAGCAAGGUUGUGGAAUGCCGUUACAGCGAAUUGCUUAGACUUCAAUGCUUGGACUGCGCUUAUUGAUGAGACAGAGAAAACUGCUGAGAGCAAUAUCUUGAAACUAAGAAAAGUGUAUGAUGCAUUCCUUGCGGAGUUCCCUCUCUGCUUUGGAUACUGGAAGAAAUAUGCAGAUCAUGAAGCACGUCUUGAUGGUGUCACAAAAGUUAUAGAGGUUUAUGAACGUGCAGUUCUUGCUGUUACUUAUUCCGUGGACAUUUGGUAUAACUAUUGUCAGUUUGCAAUUUCUACAUAUGAAGACCCAGAUAUCAUCAGAAGACUGUUCGAACGGGGUUUGGCAUAUGUUGGAACAGACUAUCGUUCCAAUAUUUUGUGGGAUGAGUACAUUAAGUACGAAGAAUCACUGCAGGCAUGGAGUCAUCUAGCCAUCAUAUAUACGAGAAUAUUGGAGCAUCCUAUAACACAGCUUGAUCGGUAUUUCCAUUGCCUAAAGGAGUUGGCCGCAACACGAAGUUUAUCAGAAAUACUUACCUCAGAGGAAGCUGCCAUGUAUUCUGUUACUGCCGAGAACACUGCUCAGACGCUUGAUGGAGAGACACAACCUGGUGAUGUAGAUAUGUCUGCUCAACCCGAAAUUUCAGGUUCAACAGAGGCAGAUAACCUGGCAAAAUACGUUUCUGUUAGAGAAGAAAUGUAUAACAAGGCUAAAGAGUAUGAGUCUAAGAUUAUUGGUUUUGAGCUAGCAAUUAGAAGACCAUAUUUUCAUGUCAAGCCCCUUGACAAUCCAGAGCUUGAAAAUUGGCACAACUAUCUUGAUCUUAUUGAGAAAGAAGAAGACAUAAAUAAGGUUAUCAAGCUGUAUGAAAGAUGUGUUAUUGCAUGUGCUAGUUAUUCAGAGUUUUGGAUCCGUUAUGUGCUAUGCAUGGAAGCUAGAGGAAGCAUAGAACUAGCAAACAAUGCUCUGGCUCGUGCCACUCAUGUUUUUGUCAAGAAGCAGGCAGAGAUCCAUCUGUUCAGUGCAAGAUUCAAGGAGCUUAGUGGAGAUGUCUCUGGAGCACGUGUAGAAUACCAGCAUCUUUAUUCUGAUCUGUACCCUGGCCUUUUAGAAGCCAUUGUUAAGCAUUCUAAUAUGGAGCACCGAUUGGGAGAUAAAGAAUCUGCUUGCUCAAUUUAUGAGAAGGCCAUUGCCGCUGAAAAGGAAAAGGAUCGGAGCCAGAUUUUGCCUACUUUGCUGAUUCAGUACUCACGAUUCUUAUCUUUGGCCAUCGGUGACAUCGAGAAGGCAAAGGAGACGCUAACUGGUUUUCUCGAACAAUGCGAUUUGACAAAAUCAAUUAUUGAGGCUAUCAUGCAACUAGAGUCGAUCCUUCCAUCUGAAAAGCGUAUUGAAUUUUUAGAUUCACUGGUCGAGAAGUUUCUUACAGCUGAACCAACCGAAGGGGAAGUCACAAGUCUAGCUGACAAGGAAGACAUAUCUUCCAUAUUUUUAGAGUUUUUGGAUCUAUUUGGGGAUGCACAAGCGAUCAAGAAGGCUACCAAUCGGCAUCUUACUCAUUUUUCGCGGAAGAGAAGCAUGCUGUCAUCAAAGAAGCGAAGAGCUGAUGAUGUUAUCAUGUCAGACAGAGAUAAAUUGGCUAGGAUUGGGGAUGGUACUCAGCCAGUUGUGGGAACUGAUCCAAAUGCUCAUAAUCCUCCAGUUUGGCCAGCGACAUCUGAAGCAUCGGGGCAACAAUGGGGAGCUGCUUAUGCACCACAGGCCACUUAUCCUGCGUAUGGAACUUACGACUACAGCCAUCAAAUGCCUCAAUCUGCUCCUCAAGCAGCUGCUUACGGCGCCUAUCCUCCAACAUACCCCGCUCAGGCCUACACACAACAAACCUAUGCACAACCUUCAGCAAUGGCGGUGGCGGCACCAGCACCCGCAGUGGCACCGGCGGCAGCUUACCCUCAGCAACCUGUUGCAGCUCAGCAACCAUAUUAUGGAACAGGAACAUACUACUGAUCUGUAGACUGAUUCAAGAGGGUGCUACGAAAGUCUGUUUAUUUGUUCUCGCGCUUGUAUCGCUGCAGCCUAAAUUAGCAUAUUUUACUGAUGAUACUGUAGGUCGAAGCCAUGGCAGGACCCUUUGUAUUAGUACUACUAGCGUUACCAGAAGACUAGUUAAGCACAUGAUUUGUAUAGCACCUCGUGACAUUUUCCUGCUAGCAUAAUGGUCCAUUGUUUUCAUCUCUAAA